AUGAAAAGGUUGAUGCUGUCAGUUUCAUACCGAAAUAGCGCAAAGGUGACAAAGCCAAGGAGAGUAGGUCCCUUUAAGGCUCCAGUCGCAUCAUCACUCUAUGACAGGGCUCGGGUGUUUCCCAAAUUUGUAAAACGACAAUCGCCAAGUACACCAUCAGCACUAACAGAUUUAAAAACACAGAUUGAAAAUGGAAGAAAGCUUUCCCUUGAAGAUUACUUUGCAAGCUCGCAUUUCAUGUUUAAAGAGGGUCUGGAGAAGCUGUCCAUGGAUUCCUUAAAACUGGCUCUCUCAUUAUUCCACCCGAGAAACAAACCGUUCGUGGCCAUUGACUGCGAAGCUUAUGAACAUGGGCAUCACAACAUCACGGAAAUAGGAAUAGCUAUACUCAAACCCCAAUCAACUACAGUACCACAGAUUGAUGCAACACAUAUUAUAAUAAAGGAGCAUUUACAUAAAAGAAAUUCGAAAUAUGUUCCCGACAAUAAAGAUCAGUUUCUACAUGGCACUUCUUACAUCGUGAAGGAAAAGGAUGCAAUUGGGAUCUUGAGAGAAGUGCUAGAUAAAUACAUUGUUAGCCAAAACGGAGUACUAGUUGGUCAUUCCAUAAGCUCCGAGAUAAAGUAUUUCAAAAGUUUGGGAAUCGAGUUGCCACCGACAAUUCAAUUAUUGGACACUUUGAAACUACACAAAGUUGGCAGAAGUAAUGGCGGCUCACUAGGUGGAUGUCUCAAGCUUUUGGGAUUACCGUGUAGCUAUUUGCACAAUGCAGGAAACGAUGCGUAUUAUACGCUAUUAGUCCUUUUGUCAUAUUGCGAUCCAAUUGUACGAAUCCAGAAAAAUUUGGACAUCUAUUCGACAAGUGAGUUUACGGGAAAGUAUCCACAUGAUAGCAAGAUCGCUUUUGUUGAGGUUGAUGAUAUUUCGUUGUUGGAAGUGUAA
Lodderomyces orthopsilosis Co 90-125 is the source of this 942-nucleotide messenger RNA. RefSeq lists its product as uncharacterized. Lineage: Eukaryota; Fungi; Ascomycota; Pichiomycetes; Serinales; Debaryomycetaceae. The record is from RefSeq and is a predicted model, not a curated record. Bases 1 to 942 code for a protein of 313 amino acids. Gene Ontology annotation, cellular component: nucleus. Gene Ontology annotation, molecular function: nucleic acid binding. The transcript has a single exon.